CAUAGACGUACCGUCCCUUCCUCAUCUCUUCCAGGCUGGCUGCUUGUGUGUCGUGUGGUCUGGUUUCGAUUGAGGAAAAGAUGGCCACUGGUGCUUUCUCGACUGCUCCUAUCGUUAACACAUCCACAAGCAAUGAGGGGAUACUAAUCGGCGAUAGGGUGUAUUCGGAGGUUUAUCUCACAAUUGACAACUCGCUUAUACCUGAAGAAAGGCUCUCGCCCACACCGUCUAUGCUCGAUGGCCUCGACCUCCACUCCGAAACGGACCUACGCAUUCUAGGCUGCGAACUAAUCCAGUCUGCCGGCAUUCUUCUACGGUUGCCACAGGUGGCUAUGGCUACUGGGCAAGUCCUGUUUCAUCGAUUUUUCUACUCGAAGUCUUUCGUCAAACACAGCUUCGAGAUUGUUGCUAUGGCCUGCGUGAAUUUGGCCUCCAAGAUCGAGGAAGCGCCCCGACGAAUAAGGGAUGUGAUCAAUGUUUUCCAUCACUUGCGACAGUUACGAGGAAAAAGGAGCCCAAGUCCGUUGAUUCUUGAUCAGAACUACAUUAACACCAAAAACCAGGUUAUUAAAGCGGAGCGGCGUGUACUGAAGGAGCUGGGAUUCUGCGUUCACGUCAAGCAUCCGCACAAGAUUAUUGUCAUGUAUCUACAAGUCCUUGAAUGUGAAAACCAGACGCUGAUCCAGACAGCAUGGGUAGUCCAUGAUGGUAAGUGUCAUAAAGAACCUCUGAACUCUGCUCCUCCAACCACAUGACCUCAGGGAUCUCCCCCCAUUGGCUGCCCUUCUCGAGACAGCCAAUCCAGUGAGAGCUCUCUGCCGAGAAUCACUGAAGGUGUCCUAUUCCAUCUGGCAGCAUCACCUUGUUUUCUUGGGGUGUCGAAAGGAUUUGUAUUUUUUGUUUUUGUUUUUUUUUUGGCUUCCAGGUGUAAAUGUUACCUUUUUGUAGUUCUGUAGAUUUUAAAACUGCUCUCUGCUAUAUUUUUCAUUACGUAAAUGCAUCUUAAGCAGUAAAUAUUAGUUUCCUUUUUAUUUCAGCAUAGUUUUUUAAAUAGACGAAAUGUUUCAUGAUUUAUUGUUGUUGCCUGCUAUCUUAAACUGACAUGGUCUCCAGAGCUGUCUUUCAGGCCUCUUCCAGCGCAGGCUUUGUCACCAAGGACCUGUUCUGUCAUCUUCUGCGUUCGCUAGCUCUGUCGAUUAGUUUACUCGUUUGCCAUUUUUAAAAUUCAUACUUGAACCUAAAUGCGAAACGUUAAAGCUCAUAAUUUUUUUUUUGAGCAAGCGACAGGCGUUUUUCUAGCUCUCCGUCUUCAUUUGCAGUUUCUCCUACAUCUGACCCCGAAGGGGAUAUACCAUGAGGGUGUGUCUGCAGAGCUUGUUUGGGGGAGGGGGGGUACAGAAUACACGUGCACGCACACACUCACUGAAGGGUGAGGAGCUGAAGUACAGGAUCAGACUGGUAGCAGCCUUUUACUGCAUGGGAUGAGGGCAAAAGCUUUUGUUGCCUAUUUAAACCAAGAUACUUGGACAGCCAAAUUAAAAAAGGGGGGGGGGGGGACUCUCGUUAUACAGUUAAUGCUUGGGUACUAGACAUUAAAGUAAAAGGGGUUUGUUUGCAAAAUGACUCAUUAACAAGCUUCCUUUCUACAUGAAUUGGCCUUCUGGAUAGCUAUCAAAUGUAAAUGCGUUAAGUUCAUUUUUUGCUACUUGCUGAUUAUUUGUGAAUCUCCUAGUUAACAAGUUUGCUAAUUAUAUUGAUUAGCAAGUUGGCAACAUAGAAUGUCAAAUACAAUUAAGUUCCUCACUAGCUUAUUAAAAACAUGGAACUGUAGGCUUUAACCACGUAGCCCUGGGAAUUGAUAAACCAAAUAAUCUCCUAACCAGCUUGGUAGUUGCUGAAUAUCUACACAGAAUGGCCUGGCUACAACUGAUAUAAUGGCGUUCAUAGAUUUAUUUCAUAGCUGUUGUAUGAUAACAUAAGAAUCAAUAGUGGAACCCGCUCCUGCAGCUUUGCCACAUUUCUUGCUGACUAUAAGCUAUGCAGGAUCAAAAUAACUGAAGUGUCCCAAAAACUCACAACUUCAUAAGAAAUAUAACACUGAUAAAAUCAAGUUGAGGAAUAUAAUUAAUAGUUGUAUUUUGCCAUAUUCUGUAUUGGUUUCUGUGGAAAGGUCCAAUGUUUUCUCACACGCAGCAGAAACAUGCUGGACAGCUUUAUUCCAGUAGCUUCACCGCGUAGGUUGGCUGAGGGCAUGAUUUGCUGUUUAGUUAUAUACACGUCUGGGCUUGGGGUGGACAGCAGGGUCACGUCCAUUUUUGUUCACUUGACUUCCUUUAAAUCCUUAAAUCGUUUGGCUUGUUUUGUCUUGACAACUCACUAAUUGUCCUCUGUGUAUAAAAUUACCUACCCAUUGCCACCAUGUCAGGCUGCUGUUUGUUUUCACCAGUUAUGACACUGGUAAGGGUGUUGUCAUUGUCCUGCAAUUGGACCAGGAGCAGCCUGUUCAGGAACAUGCUGUACAAAUCACUAGAAGCAUUUCAGUAAUCUAUACUUCGUCAUACUAGACAUUCAUACCCGCUGCCACACCCUCCCCCAGUACAGCACACCUUGUGCACUGAGAGAGUAUGGAAUGCUUUUGUGGCAGUUGCUUUUUUUUCCCUUUGUUUGCUUUAAAAAAAAAAAAAGGAAA
Messenger RNA from Anguilla rostrata (American eel), 2689 nucleotides. It is a transcript of the gene ccnl1a, whose product is annotated as cyclin L1a. NCBI's taxonomy places the organism in Eukaryota, Metazoa, Chordata, Actinopteri, Anguilliformes, Anguillidae. The record is from RefSeq and is a predicted model, not a curated record. The coding region runs from base 81 to 755 and encodes 224 amino acids. The transcript is spliced from 6 exons. Gene Ontology annotation, cellular component: nucleus. Gene Ontology annotation, molecular function: cyclin-dependent protein serine/threonine kinase regulator activity. Gene Ontology annotation, biological process: regulation of transcription by RNA polymerase II.